Bufo gargarizans (Asiatic toad) is the source of this 2836-nucleotide messenger RNA. It is a transcript of the gene NINJ1, whose product is annotated as ninjurin 1. NCBI's taxonomy places the organism in Eukaryota, Metazoa, Chordata, Amphibia, Anura, Bufonidae. The transcript has 3 exons. The record is from RefSeq and is a predicted model, not a curated record. Gene Ontology annotation, cellular component: membrane. The annotation marks the transcript as partial. Gene Ontology annotation, biological process: cell adhesion; tissue regeneration.
CGCAUCUCCCUGUUACAGGUUGUGCCUGUACGAGGCAGGAGGAACCUGAAUGUGAAUCAUUACGCCAAUAAGAAGAGUGCAGCGGAGAGCAUGCUGGAUAUCGCCCUGCUGAUGGCCAACGCUUCCCAGAUGAAAGCUAUAAUCGAUCAGGGACCUUCGUUCUCCUUCUACGUCCCACUCAUCAUUCUGAUCACGUUAUCCCUCUUUCUCCAGGUCAUAGUCGGAGUGCUCCUCAUCUUCAUUGUAAAAUAUGACCUGAAUAAUCCCGCCAAACACGCCAAACUGGACAACCUUGAAAAUGCCGCCACUGGCCUUGUGUUCAUCAUUGUGGUGAUCAACAUUUUUAUUACAGCAUUUGGAGUGCAGAAACCAUCGGAGGGACCUGCAAAAGUAUAGAACUGAAGAAAGAUAUUUAAGGACUAAAAGAGAAGAUUUAUCACAUAGAUAUCCAAUACUAUAUACUGUAGAACAUAUUUGUAAUGAAGCUAUUGGUUACCAAGACAUUUCAUGACUUCCCAUUUACCUACUUCCCUUGGAUGCAACAUUUGGAAUGAAUUCUGGAAACUUUUGAUGCUCCCUCUGGGCAAAUUUUAAGACAAGACACAUGGAAGUUAUUUCGUUUUUGCUGUCAAUUAAAUCUCUGACGUGUUGUAUCCCUCAGAGAAUACAGGAGUUAGCAGAGCAGAGAGCAAUACUGAUCCGCUGAGGUCUCCCUGGACCAGAACUGAGCACUUAGCAUGUAUGACUAUCACACCGAUUCAUCACCCUUUUUUUAUUCCACAAUAAUGGGCAUUUACAAGAUGAUGCAAACUGGAGAAAGUCAAUGGAUCGCAUGCUGCACGACUCCUACAUAUUAUCCCAAGUGUAUCUAACGUUGUGGUGGUCAUGCUGGAUGGUCUCUCUAAGCUGAACUACCAAAAUAUCACACAAUCCCCCCCUGUGAUGCUGUCCACUGUACUGUAGCCAAGUACUAGGAUGAUGUAUAUACUCUAGUUUUUUUUCAAAUAUAUUUUUUAACAUUUUAGUUAAAUUAAGGAACAAAAUGAAAGAACAAGUUUGUACUGUUAUACCGAGCCUUAACUGGUUAAAUUUAAAGGGGUAUUCCAGUUAUUUCAAGUUAUCCCUUAUCCACAAGAUAUGGGAUAUCUAUUAGGUCAGUGGGGGUCCUACUUUGGGACCCCAACCAUCAUGAGAACAGUGGCUCUGUACCUUGUGAGGACCCCCUGAAAUGAAUGAAGUGGCAGGUCGAGUGUGUGCACUGUGGCUCCAUUCAUAUCUAUGGGUCUGCCGGAAAUAGCAGAGCGCUGUACUCGGUUAUCUCCUGCAGUCCUGUAGAGAUGAAUGGAGUGACUUGGUGCUCCAUUUAUUUUGGGCAUCCCUGCAGGGUGUGGGGCCCUCAUGAUCAGUGGGGGUCCCAGCUGUCUGAUUCCCCCACCAAUCUAAUAGUUAUCCAGUAUACCCUGGAUAGGGGAUAUCUUAGAAUAAACGGAAUACCCCUUUUUAAAGGGGUUAUCCCAUAAUAUCCUCAUAUCCUAUAGUACAUGACAGUCUCUUUCUAACAAAUUUAAAACCAGCCCUGUACCUCCCAUAGAUCCAGACAUCUCCCCCUUCGUUGCUCCAGUUGUUCUGCUAUAUUUAUUUCAAGCUGGCAGCUUAGGGGGCAUGUCCUUUCUACUGCAGCUGGUGGCAUGUGCAACUGAGCAUGUGCGUCCAUCUGAAUGAGCAGGACAGAGAAUUUAGAAAAAGAGCAAACAGCAGGUGGCGCUAUACAGAUAGAGUCCAGUGAAUAACUUAGUGGCUGCACGAAAUGUUUAAUUGCAUGCGGUUACAAAAGUAUUCAGAUCCAGGGGCUGGUUUUAAAAUUGUAGAAUAUUUUUAAUGGGACAACCCCUUUAAGUAAAAAAGGGAAACAUAUGCAAAAUGUAUAGGGCUAUUUGGGUCUAAGUUGCUGACAGUAAUUCUUAUGCCAGUAAGUAAACCAAGCCACAGAUGCCCUAUGGUUUGGUGUACAGCUUACAGUUUUGUCAAUGGUUGAAACUGGCUUACAACUCUAAAUAAAGGGCUUGUCUCAUGAGGACAACUCCAGCCCAUAUGCCCUAUUAGAGCAUGUGUACAUAAUAUAGGGAGAGGUCUAAUGCUUUGGACCCCCCCCCCUCCCCCCCACUCUAUGAGCCAGAAGGGAGAGGCGUUCUAUACGUGCAGCUUCGGUUCUGGAGGACCAGAGCUUUCCUUGUAUUACAAGGACAGCCUUUAAUUGGAAUGACUGCCAUCUUAUAUUACAUAUCACCUGCCAAAGAGGAAAUACCUGGCUGCCAUGUCCUGAGGAUAUUGGGACGGGAACUAGUGCGAUCAGCCGAUUGCCCCAUCGGUCUCUUUUUGAAAGGGGCUCUUUGUGAUCAUUCAACCCCAGACUUGAUGGUUUCAUUAAGCCUACUCUAGGUUUACAUGAGCUCUUAGGUCUCAAGUCAUAGAAGGCCCCUGUCUACUCUAGCUGUUGACCCGUCCUCUGACUAAAGGCUUAUGUACCAGAGAGGACCCGUGUCUUAAACAUCUGCAGGCAUCCUUUCCACAGGUCCAACAACUUUGGCAACCAGAGAUGUGGGGAAUUAACCCAAGAACUAUGAGAAGGAGAUUAGGGAAGGGGCAAACAAGCACACAACCUCUUCUCCUAGCGUAGUCCAGAUGUGGUGGUGUUAACCAGCACCAGAAUCUGACCUUCUUUUUAUUUUUCAGCGAUGCUAUACAUACACUCACCUAAAGAAUUAUUAGGAACACCAUACUAAUACGGUGUUGGACCCCCUUUUUCCUUCAGAACUGCCUUAAUUCUACGUGGCAU